Amblyraja radiata (thorny skate) is the source of this 1499-nucleotide messenger RNA. It is a transcript of the gene mnx1, whose product is annotated as motor neuron and pancreas homeobox 1. NCBI's taxonomy places the organism in Eukaryota, Metazoa, Chordata, Chondrichthyes, Rajiformes, Rajidae. Gene Ontology annotation, molecular function: DNA-binding transcription factor activity, RNA polymerase II-specific; sequence-specific double-stranded DNA binding. The coding region runs from base 208 to 1140 and encodes 310 amino acids. Gene Ontology annotation, biological process: regulation of DNA-templated transcription; spinal cord motor neuron cell fate specification; endocrine pancreas development. Gene Ontology annotation, cellular component: nucleus. The transcript has 3 exons. The record is from RefSeq and is a predicted model, not a curated record.
GGGGCAGAGUCCAGGGUCUGCAAGUGUGAAAUAGUGAGACAAGGUGGAAGUCGAGGCUUCUCUCCAGUAAAUACAGUGCGAGAAGGAACUAACUGGGUCUGCAGCAAGCGAGUAAGGACCAUUGCAUCGCCUUCUUUCCAAUCACACCUCGCCUUCUUUAUUUUAUUUUUUUGUUUCUCCUUCCCCACGGUUUGGAAUAAAAAUCCGAUGGAAAAAUCCAAAAAUUUCCGAAUCGACGCUCUCCUGGCCGCCGAUCUCCCCAAACCUCCAACUUGCUCGCCUCUCCUCGCAACUUCACCCCAGUCCACCGCAGCCAGCCCUUCAAUGCUCGACCAGCACCCGGUCAUUUCCGACUGCCUGCGCACUGACAGCCCGUCCCCCCCGGGGCUGAGCCUCGGCAGCCUGAUGUCCAAGCCCGGCUUCCUGAGCGUCCAGCAGCACCCGGCAAUGGUCGGCCUUCAUCCUCACGGGGGGAUCCCGGCUUCGGCCCUCUACGGCCACCCGAUGUACACUUACUCGGCCCUGACCGGCCAGCCCGGCGGCCUGCCGUACCCUUACCCCCAGCUAACAGGCACCCAUCACUCGGAGCCACUCAAAGUAACGGCCGGGACCUUUCAGAUAGACCAGUGGCUUCGAGCCUCGACAGCCGGGAUAAUGCUGCCGAAAAUGCCGGAUUUCAACGCACAGGCACAGUCCAGCAUGCUGGGAAAGUGCCGUAGGCCGCGAACGGCUUUUACCAGCCAACAACUCUUGGAACUGGAACAUCAAUUCAAACUGAACAAGUACCUCUCCCGCCCCAAACGCUUCGAAGUGGCCACGUCUUUGAUGUUAACAGAGACACAGGUUAAAAUAUGGUUUCAAAACAGACGGAUGAAAUGGAAACGGAGCAAAAAGGCCAAAGAACAGGCGGCCCAGGACGCGGUGAAACAGAAAGGGAAAUCCACCGAGCACACGCCCAGCGACUCGCAGGAGAAAGCUGACAUUACCAAAAGCGAGCAGAGCAAACGAUCCAGGUUAAGGAGCGUCCGGGGCAGCGACGAGGAAGGCGGAAGUUUAACAUGUCCUUCGUCCGAAUGCUCUUCAGACGAAGAACCCGAUCAGGGUCAGACGCACCAGGGCCCGACCAUGAAAAUUAAAUAGGUUUUAUCGGUUUCCCCCCUCCGCGACCAGAUCACGUCCUCAGACAAACAGCUCGACUUAUGCAGACUCUGGACUGGCAGGUUUCUCUGAAAACCAACAGGUUUGUUUCUGUUUUACUCCAUCGGCAUUUCUAACCAGUUUGCCAUAACUUACAGGCCCGUGUAUCGCCGAACGUUAAAGAACAAGUGGGAAAUUGCAAGACUGUACCGUCUUUAUUUUUGUAUUGUAUUUAUAAGAACUGGCCCCUAGUUAUGCAUGCUAAGUUAUUGUUUAGCUAAUGUGCUGUUACGUUCCCCUUCCCCCAAUAUAUUGCAAGAUGCCGCUGUAUAUAUAAUGCACAAUAAACGUUUUGUAUGGAA